Priapulus caudatus is the source of this 738-nucleotide messenger RNA. RefSeq names its product succinate-semialdehyde dehydrogenase, mitochondrial-like. Gene Ontology annotation, molecular function: succinate-semialdehyde dehydrogenase (NAD+) activity. The record is from RefSeq and is a predicted model, not a curated record. Bases 111 to 737 code for a protein of 208 amino acids. NCBI's taxonomy places the organism in Eukaryota, Metazoa, Priapulida, Priapulimorpha, Priapulimorphida, Priapulidae. The transcript is spliced from 5 exons.
UGCUCGCUCAGUGCGCGUCGACGGUGAAGCGUGUUUCCUUGGAGCUCGGCGGCAACGCUCCCUUCAUCGUCUUCGACAGCGCUGACGUCGACGCCGCCGUCGCCGGCGCCAUGGCGUCCAAGUUUAGAUGCAGCGGACAGACGUGCGUCUGCUCUAACCGGCUGAUUGUUCAGGCGGGAAUCUACGACAAGUUCGUCACCGCCUUCGCCGACCACGUGAGGGCGCUACAGGUCGGCGACGGAUUCGAGCCCGGCGUCAGCCAGGGUCCGCUCAUCAACGCCGCCGCCGCUGAGAAGGUGGACCGGCUGCUGGCGGACGCGGUGGCGCGCGGGGCGAGCGUCGUCGUGGGAGGGAAGCGCCACGAGCGCGGCGGCAACUUCUACGAGCCGACGGUGCUCACCGGGAUAACUCCGGACAUGAUGCUCGCACGCGAAGAGAUCUUCGGACCUGUCGCGCCGAUCGUGAAGUUUACUUCUGAGGAGGAGGCACUGGAGAUUGCUAACUCCACGAGGGUUGGACUUGCUGGUUACUUCUACUCGCGCGACAUCUCGCAGAUCUUCCGCGUCGCGCGCCGCCUCGACGUCGGCAUGGUCGGCGUCAACGAGGGAAUCAUCUCGGCGGUCGAGGCUCCGUUCGGCGGGGUCAAGGAGUCCGGUCUCGGCCGCGAGGGCUCGAGCCGAGGCAUCGACGAGUACAUCGAGACGAAGUACGUCUGCGUCGGCGGCCUGACGCCGUAGA